UGAGGCAUAUACUGAAAAGUCAGCCUCGUGGAUACUGAGGCGUCGCAAUUUGUCCCCGAUACAGCAGCCGCGGGGAACGUUUUGAUACUUUUAACAGAUGAGAUUUAGUUGCUGACCUUGUCGAUGUGCAGCCUGCAAGGUGUACUUGCAGUUCUUGCUGACUACUUACUGGCCGGUUUGAGCGAGAUUACUCCAUAAAGCCUUAUUUGUUGGACUGCAGGUCCGUGAAAUUAGCAAACAGGGCAGUAAAACAAACGACGUCCACUCCUUCUUGGCAUGCGUUUUGAUCUGAGUGUUGGCUCUGGCUACCAGGCAUCGGCUGUUUUGCUCCUCCGUCUCAUAUUGCUGACCUCUCUGCAUCACAGACAUUGAUUUAUGGAUCUUUUCUGCUUUAUCUACCACACUGUCUCCAAGGGGAAUAACGUGAUGGAGGACCAAGACUUGAGGGAGAUUGGGAUCACAGAUCCGAGCCACAGGAAGAAGAUCCUGCAUGCAGCACGCUCCUUACCAAAGGUGAAAGCCCUGGGAUGUGACGGCAGCAGCUCCCUCUCUGCCUGGCUGGAGAAUCUGGGUCUGCACGAGUACCUGACCAACUUCCUAUCCAGCGGCUACCGCAGCCUGGACUGUGUGAAAAACCUCUGGGAGCUGGAGAUCGUCAAUGUGCUUAAGAUUACUUUGCUUGGUCACAGGAAACGCAUCAUAGCCUCCUUAGCUGAAAGGCCUUAUGAGGAGCCUCCUGUCAAACCUCCUCGGUUGUCUCAGAUCAGGUGUCAGGACCUGCCAGGAUCCCAGACCUCAUCUCCUCUCAGUCACGUGGAGCCCUACAGCGGCCGCUCCAUGGACCCGCUGCUGCCCGCAGCAGAGCCGGGCAGGAAAAAAGCACCAGAAACGGAUUAUGACGUCGCCCAAAGAUAUCAAAGCGGAAGGCAAAAGCCUCAGGAGCGAUAUGAAGAAAUUCAUCAGGAGCCUCGACUGACCUUACGACCUCCGAGUCUAGCAGCAUAUGCCCCCGUCCAGAACUGGCACCACCAGCCUGAGAAACUCAUAUUUGAAUUUUGCGCCUAUGAAGCUAGUUAUCUUGGUUCUAUGCUGAUUAAAGAUCUGAGGGGUAUUGAAUCCACGCAGGAUGCUUGUGCCAAAAUGCGGAGAUCCACAGAACAAAUGAGAAAAAUCCCAACUAUCGUUCUGUCGAUCACUUACAAGGGCGUGAAGUUUAUAGACGCAGCAAACAAGAACAUCAUCGCAGAGCACGAGAUCCGUAACAUAUCAUGUGCAGCCCAGGAUCCAGAGGACCUGUGUACGUUUGCCUACAUCACUAAAGACCUGCAGACCAGCCACCAUUACUGCCAUGUCUUCAGCACAAUAGACGUGAGCCUGACCUAUGAGAUUAUCCUGACGCUGGGCCAGGCGUUUGAGGUGGCCUAUCAGCUGGCUCUGCAGGCCCAGAGGACCAAACAGCAUCAGGGUCUCCCUGCAGGAAGCAGCUCAGACGUCAAUGAAUCCAAGUCCAGUCGACCUGUGCCCAAGCCGCGAGGGAGUGUUCGGAAGUCGGGGGGAGACAUACUGGACCAAGAAGGGGAGUCGCAGCCCCACACCGCUGCCACGUGGCUCGUGGAUCCAAAGGAAUCUAAACGCUCAAUCAGCACUAAGUAUGAGACCACCAUUUUCUAACCGGACCCCCCGUUCUCCUCCUCGUCCUCCUCCUUCCUUGGCCUGGCUGUUCCUACUUCCCUCCUCCUGUGUGCCUUUCACUGUGACUCAGCCCUUUCCUUUGCGCUGGACGUCCACUUCCCCUCACCUCCUGACAACACAGCCUGUGACAGCUAACCAGCCUCUGUUGCUCCUUCUCCAAGUUGAACCUUCACCACUUCUACACUCUGCAUUGAUUAUCGCAAUCACUCAACAAGUCUGGCACUAACAUAUUCUCCUUUAACUCACCGCUUCCCUUUCUUUCCCCUUCGACUGCAAAUGUACUGUUUUCCUCUCGGUGAUGAGCUCUUUCUUUCCCGCUGCAUCAGGCGACGGCCGCUCUGAAGCUUUUUCGCUCUGAUCUUUCCAUCUCUUGACUUCACUGAGUGCUGAGAAAAAUCUGAGAACCCACCCGCUUUGCUCAUCCCAUUCCCGGAUGGAUGUUUCCAGAAGAAAACUGUGGAUCUGCUCUCCUAACUCUAUGCAUCCAUCAGGCUUUAGCAGGCUGCUCCUCUUUCGUGGGAGUGCGAGUGUUUAGGAGGUUUAUUACUAUUAGCCGCUUGCUUAAAGCCACGCUGAGUUCUUGUAGCACUGUGAGGAGCUCGUUUAGAGGGGAUUUGUUCUUAGAAAGAGAACAUGACACAGCAAAAAGUCCAAAUCAACGUGCCUUGCAGAAGUGUUGACCUCAUGCAAUUGUUUUUUUUCCACAUUUUAAGUUGCAAAAACAAACUUCAAUGUUUUUUUAUUGUGCAUUUAUUUGUUAAAAACCAAUAUAGAGUUGUGCAUAACUGAUCAGAGGUAGCAUGUUUUUAAUUUUUUUCCUAUUUACAAUCUGAAAAGAGUUGCAUGUGUUUGCAUUAAGAUUUUAUAUUGUAGCUCAAACUCAGAUUGGAUGAACUCCAUCUAUGAAUUUUUCUUUGAUAUGCCAUUUGCUGUGUCCCCUAUGUUGCUUCCAAGUAGAACUUAAUAAAAGUUGUCUAUUUAACAUUAUUCUCCCACCUGGGCUGUGUACCUGUCCAACUCCUCCAAAGUUACAACUGACUUCCUGUCACUUUAGGUUAGCUCUAACAAGCUUUCCUGUACCUCCAAAAUAAAAGCUUCUCCGUAGUGAGGCUAGUUGAGAAAAAGUCUAUAAAAGGCGUUGGACGUUGAGGUUUUAAGAUGACCAUAUUUUAAACUUAUGUGUGAAUACUUUUGCAAGGUAUUGUAUAUUUGGACUGUUAUGCUCUAAUUUGUCUAAUCAGAGCAAAAGGGUGCAGCCAGAUGAUUUUUCUACAGUGAACUGACAGUAAUUAAGCACUUUUACCUUUUUUUUUUUGUAUAAAAAUAACAGCAUUUCCUCUGUGUAGCUCUCCCUUCUUUUCUUCUUUUCACAACAAAUGCCUUCAGUAUUCAUCCUGUCUGCAUUGCCUUUCUGUAAUAUUGCCAAUGAUACUUGUUGAAUACAUUGCUGCUGGAAAAAAAAAAAAAAGUUACGCAUUACAUAAAGGGAGGAACAGUUUGUGUGAACAUGUGUUUUCUGUUUUCACUCCAUUUUAAUCAUCUUACAUUGUGUGCAUGUGUCUGCGUGCCCCUCCCUCCUCUCUUAGCUGAAUGUCGCUGCUCCUCCCAUUAAGCGAGAUGGGACGGGAAUGAACCCUGUUGCAUGAUGGGGAUGAGCUGGCGUUUUUUUUUUUGUGUGUGUUUUUUGAUCGAAAAGUGAUGAGCAGCAGCUCAUCGCGUCAUCAGUCCGAUCAUGCUCGCAGCACACAUGGAGACCCGAAGACAAAGAAGAGGCUCUGCUCCUUUUCGUCUGACCUCUCCACACAUCUUCCUGCCCAUCAGAGUGUGGCAGUGUCUCUGCUCUCCAUGCAUUCACAAGCUGUAGCCUCCCUCACAGAGACUUGGUGUUCACUGUUUGAGAAAACAUACCUGUGUGCACCGAUGCAGAAAUCUGUAGCGAAAGGAGAAGUGGCACAAGUGAGAAUAUUGAUCUUUUUUUUUUCUUCUUUUUUUUGAGAGAGUGAGACCUCACACUGUACGCACAGACUACCCUUUGUGUUCAGAUAUCGGAGCUUCUCUCCAUAACCAUCAGCCUAGUAUAUUCCUGCAUGGGAGAAACAUUUUAACCAACACUACAAAGACUUAUCUCUCAAUGAAAUCCCACUUUUAUUUGAUUUGAUUCUUAUUUUGUUGGUUUUAUUCAUUUUAUGGAACUGAUAGUGUCCUAAUGCUGGAACUGGAUCAUGACUGGCGCACUCACCUUUUUCCUUCCCCCAUUGUUUAAUUUAAUCUUACCAAGAUUAUUCACCAAAACCUGCCAUGCAGGCUGGUACGACUUUUUUAUUUUUUAAGCUGCAGAACAGAACAAUAGGGUACAACAUGUUUUUCCAGGUGACUCCCUGUACGUUGACUGUUAAUGGUACUAUUGGGUGCAUCAGUGUGAGUCUGAGUACUUAACGGUUUAACUGUGGUAUGUGUGGCGACACACUGGUGCGCCCUCUUCAGCAUCCCGGUGUGGGCACCUGCUAGCCAUCGGCCUGAUCCAGUGCUGCUUUUGCACAUUGCCAAGGAUCAGGAGACUUUUUUUUUUUUUUUUUUUUGGAACUAAUCUGAUAUGUUGAGAAUGGAAAUGUACAUGAUUCUAGAGCAGUCUGUAUUUUGAUACUUGAAUGAUUUUGGCUUUUAUAGUUAUCUAUAUAUAUAUGUGUAUGUAUGUGUAUAUGUAUGUAUGUACGUAUAUAAUUUUUGAUGUUUUUGUCAAAGCAAAGGACUAUGUCUUAUAAACUAAAACAUAUCGUGAAUAAAUACCCUGUGAUUUAAAAAGAAAAAAGGCUGAGGAAUUGACUCAGAGGGACCUCAAUUCAUAAAAAGAAAAGAUUGUAAAUAAUCUUGGGCUUCCAGUCUUUUUUAUAGUUAUUUUUCAUAACUGUAAAACUAAUAAAUGUUGGGAUUAGAAUUAUUUCCUUCGUUGAAUCUUUUUUUUUUGCUAUUUUAUGUUUUUGUAAGCUCUUAUACUGCUAUCAUCUGUGCACACUCGUGCUGUUGACAUUCAUACAUACAGUGGAAUUUAAAAAGUCCACACAAAAUGUCAAUUUUCUGUAAUCUCAUUAUACAUAAUGAUAUAUUUCAAGCCAGUAUUUCUUUGUAAUUUUACUUUGUUUUAUUAUAGAAUGUUUUACAAUAGCUUUUUUUCAUCCCGAGUACAGAUACCAGCUUAGACUGAUCAUGUUUUGACCCACUGUUUGGUUAAAACUACCUACCUUCUUUAUCAACAGCAUAUUGGUUAAACACGUAACCCAACUAGUUUUUCUGUGUCGACGUGGUUUGCUCAAAUCAAUUUGUUCAGGUUGACUUGGGUAACUCUGCCUCCAAACAACUUCUGUCAUUCCUGAAGCAAACAAAGCCUGCUGUGAUUUCACAACCAAAGCAUUAUUACAAGGUUUACUAUACAUUGUUUUCCAUUUUCCUUCUCAUUACUCUAAUGUGUUAUGAAUAUGCUCAAGCUGAAAGCAUUCCUGUUUGCGUGCCCUACAUUUAUAUUUUUGUCAGCUGUAAAUAAUUUCAAAUAUUCAAGCUGUCAUUCCAGCUGUUGUUAAAUGAGUCAACGGGAGAAAAUUACUGCAGCAAAGAAUUUACUUCAGCUCAGAACUAUGAAGCCUUACUACAUUUAUUUUUGUUUAAGUGAAGAGUAGCUGCGUGAGAGCAGAAGCGUCGCUGAUUGCUGAAGGUUUCUGCCAUGUUCUAAAAGUGACCAGUUUAUAUUCAUCUCAUCUAAAAUGGCCUACUAGUUUAAUUCUGCUCGUGAAGUUAUGUAGCUGCGAACUUGGCAGGUAAAGGACCUGAUAAUUCUGUCAAAUGAUGUUAACAGUGCUUCUUUAUUCUGAAAAGUAAAAUGUAGUGCCAUUGGCAUGCAAUAAAAAAAAAAUAAAAAAACUCGAGGGGAAAAGGGCAGAGGAUGGUGGUGAUUUCAAUUUACAUAGUCACAAACAUGUGGUGCUAUUCCUGGGUGACACUCAACCAGCUAAAACGGACUUAUAAUGACUUAAUGUCAUUUGAAGUGUAGUGCAAGCUAAGCCUAGC
Messenger RNA from Poecilia latipinna (sailfin molly), 5751 nucleotides. RefSeq names its product ankyrin repeat and SAM domain-containing protein 1A-like. The record is from RefSeq and is a predicted model, not a curated record. The coding region runs from base 376 to 1671 and encodes 431 amino acids. Gene Ontology annotation, molecular function: ephrin receptor binding. Gene Ontology annotation, cellular component: cytosol. Lineage: Eukaryota; Metazoa; Chordata; Actinopteri; Cyprinodontiformes; Poeciliidae. The transcript is spliced from 11 exons. Gene Ontology annotation, biological process: ephrin receptor signaling pathway.